AUGAUGUCAGGAGAGGCAUGGUUGUACCUAUUGGCGGUGCUUAUCAAUGCCGUCAAUCUGUUCCUACAAGUAUUCUUCACUAUUAUGUACAGUGAUCUCGAGUGUGACUACAUCAACCCUAUCGAUCUUUGCAACCGUUUGAACACGUACAUUAUUCCUGAAGCAGCGGUUCAUGGGUUCUUGACCUUCUUAUUCCUUAUCAACGGGUACUGGGUUGCGCUCGUUCUCAAUCUGCCACUUGUGGCAUUCAAUGUCAAGAAGAUUCUCGAUAACGCACAUCUUCUCGAUGCAACUGAAAUUUUCAGAAAGCUCAAUGUCCACAAGAAAGAAUCCUUCAUCAAGCUCGGUUUCCAUCUUGUCAUGUUCUUCUUCUAUCUCUACUCUAUGAUCGUUGCCUUGAUCCGGGACGAGUCGCAUUGA
Messenger RNA from Botrytis sinoallii, 420 nucleotides. RefSeq lists its product as uncharacterized. Gene Ontology annotation, biological process: endoplasmic reticulum to Golgi vesicle-mediated transport. Bases 1 to 420 code for a protein of 139 amino acids. Gene Ontology annotation, cellular component: endoplasmic reticulum membrane; COPII-coated ER to Golgi transport vesicle. Lineage: Eukaryota; Fungi; Ascomycota; Leotiomycetes; Helotiales; Sclerotiniaceae. The transcript is spliced from 4 exons. The record is from RefSeq and is a predicted model, not a curated record.